Messenger RNA from Stereum hirsutum FP-91666 SS1, 1651 nucleotides. RefSeq lists its product as uncharacterized. The record is from RefSeq and is a predicted model, not a curated record. The transcript has 7 exons. Bases 1 to 1560 code for a protein of 519 amino acids. Lineage: Eukaryota; Fungi; Basidiomycota; Agaricomycetes; Russulales; Stereaceae.
AUGCGCCGCCUUCUAGCCUCGCGCAACUCAGGUGCAGUACUUCCGGGCACGAGCCAGGCUUCAAGUUCCACUGCCAACGACGCGAACGACAGCAGUGACUCAAGGGAAGGUGCUGCUAGGCCGUUCUCUGCAUGGCCUACAGCAGAUCAUAUCAUAGGAGCUAGCGAUGACUCGGACAAUGUGACUCUUGCAUCGUUUUCGACCGCCCCACCCAGCUAUACGUCUGUUCAAUGGACUCCUGACGAUCCACAUGAGAACGAUGACUUGACCCAAUUGUCGGCCUCACCACGACCACUCAACCUUCCACCACCCCGUACCACCACUCCUUCUCCUCGUCCCACUCUCCGUCAACAAGGCUCCGGAUCCACCAGCUCAAGCAAUGACAGCCGAACUACCACAAGGAACGAUAUUGGAACGUUGUCUUCGACCUACGCCAUUAUGGAAAGUGAUCUUCAAGUCCCGAACGGAUCCACGUCCGGCUCAGCAUCACGAGCCCCGAGCUAUCGCCCGUCCGCUACUGAGAACAGUCAAUCGGGUCUAUACUCUAGGAGUAGAGGCGGUAGUAGUGUGGAUUUGAACGGUGGUGGUGCAAAUACUGGUGGUGCGAGUUCAACGAGUUUGGCUGUUCCGGGACCAACAAGUCACGGCAGAAGUCGGAGCAGUAGUCAUGUCGAGUCUUUGAGAAGCGAGGCUGGCGAAGGUUCGAGUCCGAGGGAGAGCGGGAACCGAAGUACGGGUGGAGUGGUGGGGUUGAGGGCCCUGGUCCCUUCGACCUCGGAGGUCGUAUUGGCUUGGACGCCUCCCAGGAGCAGCAGUGAUCCUCCGGAGAACCGUGGCGAGACGAGUACUCUUCAUGGAGGAGGAACGGCGGACGCAUUGCCGGAUUAUUCGAUAACAGGCGCCAGGCUACCUACAUACAGGCCCCCGAUUCCAACCUCCCCCAGAACCUUCACAUUUUCACCCUUCUCAGCCUCUCCUUCCUCUCCAACACCAAACGCGAUGCUAGUAUUGCCGUCUGCUGACUCGCAGGAAACAAGACCGCUGUAUCAUAUCUCGGUGAGCCAGAACUGUUGGGCCCCGAUGUCGUUUAUCACGACCGUAAGGAGGGGAGGAAGGGUAGAUGGGGAUUUCGUCGGGGACUUCGAGAUGGGCGUCACGGCGCGGAUGAGCACGGUUUGCAUAGGGGAAACGCAGACUUUUGUAUCGAAAGCGCUUAAAGGCCGCAGUUCUCCGUGGAAGUGGGAGUUCGAAGACACAAAACUCCAAUGGAUAUUACUUCCAAAGAAUCAAAACCGAGAGUCCCGCAAAAAAGACGAGCACCUCAAAUGUUUUCUCGUCGACUCCGCCCGCACCCCAUCCAUCCACCUCGCAAACUUCACCCGUCAUGAACUCAAUUCUCUACGAAACCGUCGGAAGGACGAACAAGCCAGCGAGCUACAUGUACUUCCGGAUGCGAUGCGGGAUUGGCAGGUCUCUGAGACUGGAGAGGAGUUCAGUAAGACGGUGGAUCAUAUUGUGAUGAGUGUGUUGAUUAUGGAGAGGAUAAGAUUUACCGCGUAGGUAGCGGGUUCGAUUAGUAUUUAUUCUUAGUGUCGUACUCCUAUGAAAAAACCAAGAUCGCGGACGACUUGGUGUGCCAAUAUGCGAGCUA